Aspergillus fijiensis CBS 313.89 is the source of this 438-nucleotide messenger RNA. RefSeq lists its product as uncharacterized. The coding region runs from base 1 to 438 and encodes 145 amino acids. The transcript is spliced from 4 exons. The record is from RefSeq and is a predicted model, not a curated record. Lineage: Eukaryota; Fungi; Ascomycota; Eurotiomycetes; Eurotiales; Aspergillaceae.
AUGUGGCAGACCGACCCUGCGCUCGACGCGCAACAGUGUGUCCAGGGCGCGCAGGCCGUGGUCGAUCAGGCCGAUCAGCGUCGGCGCCAUCCCAUCAUGGUCGAUCUCCUUUACGAACCGUGCAUCAUCAAGGCGUCCCUGAAGAAACUAUAUCUCAUCUAUCAGAGCCGCAAGGGUCUGCUCUUGUUGCUGCUUUUGCUCCUGCUGCUGCUGGGGGUGAUAGAUGCGAAGCAAGACGGCGAGAUGCUGUCUUGGUGGGUCUAUGGCCGGCUAGGACUGGCCGUAUCACUGCCUCGUCUACGGCCACCAAUGCCACUUUCAGGAUUUUUCGUGAGCAUGGGGGCCGCGAACACUGUGGCAACCAGGAACAUCCGCGAGGCGCAGGGUGUCUUCCCGAAGCCUUUCGAUAGUGGACCGGAAGUUUUCCUUGCCUGUUGA